Phyllopteryx taeniolatus (common seadragon) is the source of this 5867-nucleotide messenger RNA. RefSeq names its product vascular endothelial zinc finger 1-like. The coding region runs from base 107 to 1645 and encodes 512 amino acids. The transcript is spliced from 7 exons. NCBI's taxonomy places the organism in Eukaryota, Metazoa, Chordata, Actinopteri, Syngnathiformes, Syngnathidae. Gene Ontology annotation, molecular function: DNA-binding transcription factor activity; RNA polymerase II cis-regulatory region sequence-specific DNA binding. The record is from RefSeq and is a predicted model, not a curated record. Gene Ontology annotation, biological process: regulation of transcription by RNA polymerase II.
AUUUGGUUCAGCGUGCGGGGUGACAGGAAGUUGCUGCCAUGUUUAGUUGGCUGCUUUGUUGAGGAUUCCUUCUUGGUUUCCUGCAGGUUUUAGCAUAAGAGUUGCAAUGGAACCGAGCUGGAGUACGUUUUUAUUUCAGGUAAGUAACACAGCACCCAUGUUGUCUGAGAAAAUACAGCAGGCUAAUGAGGCACUACACCACCAGCACCAAUUAGCCGGGAACAGCCUCUUGCCUUUGCUUACUUCUGGAACAGAGCCGCCUGAUCAGAAACCAGUGCUGCCCAUAGUGUUGGACCAGAAACCACCAGUCAGUGCUGCAGAACUUCUUAAAGACAAUGUGGCUAGUGGGACUGGGGGAGGAGGUGGUGGUGGACCUCCACUUGCUGUGGUAAAAAAAGAGCCUAAAUCAAAGACUCCAUUCAUUUGUGGCUAUUGCAACAAGGCUUUCCGGGACAGCUACCACCUGCGGCGACACGAGUCAUGCCACACCGGCAUUAAGAUGGUUUCGCGGCCUAAGAAGACACAAACAGCUCCCACCAUGGUGCCAAUCAUAUCCACUGUAUCUCGUGAUAAUGGUGGAACCCCUUCAUACAUUACUACUGUAGCUGGUAUAUUGACUACAGCCACCACAUCAACAGCAACGGGCACGAGUAUCAUGACUCCGAUGCAACACCAACAGCAGCAGAACAUCCCUAAGAAACCCCCCAAACCUGUGAAAAAGAACCACGGCUGUGAUAUGUGUGGAAAGGCUUUUAGGGAUGUUUAUCACCUGAACCGCCACAAGCUGUCGCACUCUGAUGAGAAGCCCUUUGAGUGUCCCAUCUGCCAUCAGCGGUUCAAGAGGAAGGAUCGAAUGACAUAUCAUGCGCGCUCCCAUGAUGGUGGAGUUCACAAGCCUUAUAUUUGUUCUGUAUGUGGGAAAGGAUUCUCCAGGCCUGAUCACCUAAGCUGUCACGUCAAGCAUGUCCAUUCCUCAGAGAGGCCUUUCAAGUGCCAAGUAACGGCCUGUACAUCUGCUUUCGCUACCAAAGACCGUCUACGCUCCCACAUGAUCAGACAUGAAGGCAAAGUCACCUGUAACAUCUGUGGCAAAAUGCUAAGUGCUGCCUACAUCACAAGUCACCUCAAGACUCAUGGUCAGGCCAGCUUCAGCAACCAAUGUAACAAUAAAGGCAUAAGUGACUGGCAGUGGAACCACUCAGGGCCACGAAAAGGUGAUUUGACGGUAGGAGAGAUUUUAAAUAACUCCUUUCAAGUCCUAAUUGACAACUCUCACAAAGAUACCAACAACGUGCACAAUUCCGCCACGACAACGCCAGUCACCAACUCUGCAGCCAUUACCUCGGCCAUGCACCGUGGCGGCAAUGCCAGCAAUCCGGUCACCAUUGCCGCUCAGAUGAACAUCACCACCAGCACGGUCAACAUUACAAACCCCGUCAACCUGCAGCACCCUGUCACCAUCACGGGCCCUGUGAACCUAGCCUCUGUCAACAUCCCUACCACUGCCCACAUGAAUAUCGCCCACCCUGUGGCCAUCACCACCCCAAUGCCCAUGAAUAUCACCGGCCCACUUAACAUUGCAAUGAGGCCCAUGGAGAGCCUGCCUUUUCUAUCCCAAGUCCUGCCAUCCUCACCUCCUUGGUAGUUUGUUUUCUAGCCGCUGAGUAACUGUUGAGAAUGUAACUGCCUAAUAAUAGAUUAACCUGUCAAAUCUUAGUAAAUUGUGUUCUUCAGUGGAUGGGCAAUAUGUUCAACACUGAAGUUGGCAUACCGUCCUAAAUAAUGCAACAACACCCUACAGCCUACAUGGAUUAUGAAUUGCAUAAAUUAGUGCUAAAAUUAAUGUAACUAUUUAUGAGAGGAAGAUACUUGGGAAAACACUUGAUCCUGAUAAAAGUUAGUUAUAAACUCAAUGAUCUACAUAUCUGACAAAUGAAUUCAUCACAUUGAUGCGAAAUGUAAAUCAAAUAUUACCUCCAAAACCGUCCCUAUAAAUUUGUAAAACAAAACUCCUGUCCUGACAAAAAAAAACAAGAGUUCGACUUUCCAUGUUGAUCCUCAUAUUAGAAAACAGAGAGGAGUUGAGACCUUUAUCUAUAAAAGGGACAAAUGUGGAAGAACGAACAACUGUUAGAUUGGCUGGUGUCUAAAUGAUCAAACUCUCAUUUUUCUUUUAUCCAAACAUGUAAGCAAACAUGUAUGCCAAAGAUUUUUGAAGUAACAUGUUUCCCUUUUGAAUCAUAUAUUUCAAAAAAUUGGGAAACCAAAAUAAAUUUAAAUCAACCGCUUCCUGACAAAGGCGUCACAUUAGACGCUGUUACCGGUAGUUAGAUUAAAAUUUUGCUCCAUGUAUUUUAACCUAUGCCAUCAUCAUUGCAUCUAUCAUAGUCGACUCAAUUGUAUAUUGUUACAUUUUAGUACAGGUAGUACACUACUUUUAAUUGUAUUUUCAAACAGAUAUUCACCAGUAUGAUCAUGAAUUUGUAUUAUUAUAGUAUUAUUACAUUGUCAGCAGUUACACUUCCACCCAUUAUUUUCUCUCUUGCUUUUUAAAAAAUACAAAAGCAAGAAGUAGUUGGUAGCUUGCUCAUUGCAGCUGCAUUCCUAGUGAACACAUGGAAAAGGCAUAUCCUCUUUCCUAAUUUCUCAGUUUCUGCUAAAUCACUGAACAACAGUGUCACGGUCGUCGAAGUGCACAGUUGGAAAUAUAUGAUUUGCUGGGCAUUUGAUGUCAAAGUGUGACACCUUACUACAACAAAUCUUAUGCCAAGGUGUAUUGUCAGAGGGUGCAAAAAAUGCUUCCUAAUAAGGUUGUUUUUAGUUUUGAAAUAUUUUAGAGGACUAAUCAGUAUUUAGUAGUUAAUGUAUUUUAAGUGGAUGAAAACGGCUUUCAUUUUGGAGGGCGAUGUUGAGCAAUAUUUCCGGUUGCAUUGACGUUUCUGAUGCUGGUUAGAACAACUGUUUUAAAGCAAUUCUUCCUUUGUCUGUAUUUUUAAAUGGCUGGAAACUAGUCACUUGUCAUCACUGCUGGAAACUACACACUUAUGUGAUGUCAUCAAUUUGGAAUUAUUUUAAUGUACUGUAUAUGUGGACAUGGCAGUUAACGGUACAGCAAGAAGGGUGUUCUUUUUUUCUUCUUCUUUCAACUGAAAGCAAGUCUCCUGAGGUUUCACCCUUAAAAGACAGUAUUAUGAAAGGUCAAAUAGAAUGUUUUUUUGUUUUUGUUUUUGUUUUUUUUGUGUAUUAACUGUAGAGGUCAAUAGAUUUGCUUAGUUGCACAUGUGCAAGCCCAAAGUUGUUGGGUAGGUUAGAAUGUUUACUUCAACAGGCAUAGGAUCCAAAUUCUGCAAGUUAAACUGAUCACUGAGAUUAGUCUCUUGAAAUAUAUUAUGUCUGGUGUAAUUUUAUUGUUUUUUAAAUGUUUUUUUUGUAAAUGUAAAACACUAUUUUGUAGCCUUUUACCUGUGGAAGUGCCAGUCUGACUUUGCACCACAAGCUACAAUGUAAUAACUACGAGCAUUGAUAUGGCCAUCCAACAGCUUUUGCAAUGAUCAAUAGAUAAAGCUUUCUCCACCAAUUGCAUAAAUGUACCAGAUUCUUCCGUAAUAAAUUUAAACUCGAGGUGGCAGGGCAACAAUCCCGUUGGACAAAACAGUCUGCAUGCCUCAUGGGGUGGUGAGGAUAUCCUAUUCUGAGAUCAACGCCGUCAAAAAUGAAAGUUUUUGUUGUAAAAACACUUCUCACCAAUAUACUGUUUAUUUUGGGUUUUCCAAAGACAAUGCGACCAAAUUAUCACCAGCAUUCUUUUGAUGUGAAUUUCCUCUGUACAUCGUGAAUUUUUUUGAAACUAUUAUUUUCGGUUUGGCGUGAAACUGUUGAGGCUGUUAUCUAAAAGGAAGAUUUAUUGCUCCUGUGAAGUGGCCAGUUAGGUUUUUACCCUGAUAAUCUUUAAAGGCUAAUAGACAUGUUGCAAUUCUUCAACCUGGAGUACACAGUUUUCAAGCUGCUAGCAAGAUUUGAAUGUAGCCUCAUUUCACUCCCUUCCCUCUGAUUGGCUGGUCCUUGCACCGAAUUGUUUUUAAAAUAAUAAUCAAAAUUGGAGACUUAAGUUUGUCUCACUCAUGUCAAAGGUCAAGGGUCAGACAGCGUUUUUCAACUUGUCAACCACUGAUUUUCAAACUUUUUCUGAAAUAAAAAGCAUUGUUUGUUAAUAUCACGACAUUCAGCAAAGUCUGAGAAAAAUAUUGUUUUUGUUUCUUUUCACAAGUACACAGCAAUAGUAGCCUACCAUAUUGUCUCACAGCAUGAACUUUUCUUACAGAUGUUGGUUUCUACAUAUUUGGAGUCUCAUGUUGUGUUACCGCGUUGACACUUUGAUCCUUUAGACUACGCCCCAACAUGAGUUAUAUCCUUAUUUCUUGACCGGCUGAAUGCAGUGCAGUACUAAUUUGUUUUUAUUCCAAGCCUAAAUUAUUCUGUGGCUUUGUGUGACGUUUGGGCCAAACAAAUUUGACAAUGUAAAGCCUGUUUGAAGUUGAGGAUUUUGUUCAGUUUAGGCUCUGUGAAGCACUUGCAGCAAACAAGGAUAUGCACACUACAACACAGUGGUACUUUCAUGGGAUUUUAGUUUGUUGAAAUUAGAUAAGGGCUCUGUCUGUUGUUGCUUGCCCAGGCCACAUUUCCUUGUUUUUUGAAUGCCCAAAUGUUCUCAUUUCAUUAUGCAUCUCAACUCUGUCCCCCAAUGGAAAUGCUCUAAUGUGGAAUGGCAUUAUCAUCUUUGAAAUUUGUAUUCAUUUAAUAGCUAUUAUUUUUUAUUCACAAUGUUGCAUGUGGACUGAGUGUCUCCAUUAUAGGUUUAAGGUGAACAUUUAUUUUUUAUUUUGUUUUUUUUUAAAUAGAAGGAUUAGUGACAUAUGAAAACAAAACACAAAAAAAAAUAAUAGGGUAAAAUCGAGCAUGUGCUGUUAUAUGUCCUUCUCUAGUGGCCAUCAACAAAUGUGCCUGAAAUACUUUGCAAGACCUCUCCACACGGUGUUGUUUCCUCCCGGUCUUGUUUGAUGAAAUAUACUCUAAAAGAACCCUUUUUCAGAUGUUGACAGCUGUUUGACAACCAAACUAUGGCAUUAGCAUUUUAUUUGAGGAAACAUGAUUGUGACAAUUGUCCAGUUAAGGAAACACCUUGAAAUGGGAGUAGAAUUGAGUGAGGGUUGUGCAAGAAUGACAUUUUUAAUAACUUUGGAGGGGGCCUUUCAAAACACUUAUUUGGCCAAAUAACUGUAAUCUGUUCUUUUUUUGGGGGGGGGGGGGCUUAAUAUGGCAAAUGUUGUGAAGGCAAAUGAAUGUAUAUCUUUGUACAAACUGUUUAGAUCAGAGGACUUAGUUAUAGUUAUGACAGACACAUGCAAGAAAAAAAAUCUUUUUAUAAAAACGUUUUGUAUUAGAUCAUUAACAAGUUUUGUACAUACGAAGGUUAGGCUUUCUGAUUAGCAGAAAGGUAAAACAUUCCUACAUUUUUUUAAAUGUUGAUGGAGAAAUAUUAUGAGAACAUGCGCAAUGUUUUAUGUGCCUUUUAUUUGGUUUUGUCUAAAUAAAAGAAGUAAAACAUGAUUGUCAAGUGGCCAUGUUGAGACCUACGUUUGAUGUGUUUUGGGUGGCAAAGGUGGUUUGACGCCUAGAGCUAAGAAUUCUCCACAAUAACCGUGGAGGUGUACAUUGUGUUUACCAGCUCGCUGGCUCACAGUUGGCCUGUUUGUUACCAAAGUGCCUCUGUGAAGAUGGAUAUGGAAGGAUUGUUUGAGAGUGCGUGCCAAAAGAUGAACAAAAGUUCUUUUUCCAUUCUUUAACUAUUAAAACUUGGAAAUAUUGAA